AUGUCACUUGCCCGGAGGCGAGUGUUCAGGAAAAUUGCCCUUUUUCACUGUAAAUUGAUCCAUUUGAACUUCCGGGCGACCGGAACAUCUCGGCAGCAUCGUAAAUCUGUGCCUCAUUUCGUCGUUGGGUGCAAAGCCGACCUCCGCCACUGCAAUUUGGAAGAGUUCAACGCGCGCUGCGGUCAGCUUGCCACCAAGGUUUAUCAGGAUGAUCUUUUGUACCCCUGGCAAGGACGCGCCGUUGCUACCGAGCUGUCUUUACCGUACUACGAAACUUCGGUCGUCACUGGCGACGGCAUUGAAGAUCUGUUCACGAAUGCCAUUCGCGCCGCGCUGCUGACCAGAAGGCGCUUUUGGCGCUCCCAUCUCAAGUCCGUCCAGCGUCCCUUGCCACAGCCGCCUCUUCUCCCUCCGAUGCCGCCGGAUUCAGACUCGCAAAUGGCCGAGGGAUCAAAGCGUCUCGCACUUCCGGCCCCGCCUUCUUCGCCAGAACUGCCUGAAUGCGAGCUGCCAGCGUUUGACACUUUCUUUGACUACGAGCGAUACAGCGAUAGCAACAGUGGCCAAUGCUCCAUUCCACUUCAUCGCUGCAUUUUGGCGUCUCGGACCAGAGUUUCUUCUGAGGAAGAGUUUGAUGAAGAUUUCAUCCGACUAAUUUACCACUCAAGAGGAUACUCAAAUGAUCCGAGAAUAUUUUCCACAGUUGAAUCGCGAGCUGCAAGGCUCAACAUGUUCAACACUGGAAAGUACUCCGAUGUGACGUUAAUCGCCGACGAUGGAGCGAUCAAGGCUCAUAGGAUUCUCCUGGCAGCGGGAUCUGAACUCAUGAACGCCAUGUUAAUAGGACACUGGCGACGAGUUGCGCGAGUGCUGUCGCUGGAUCUACGCACGUGUCAUGCCGGACUGGUCGACCCCGACGAAGCUGCUGAUUCAGCUCAUCUCCGCCGCCUCGCGCCUCUGCAUGACGGAGUUUUUACGAAGCUUGAGGCGCAGAUCAUCGAGCGUAUUCGAACCUCCCCGACCAAUAUCGGCCUCCAGUUCAGUAUGACUGCCCUUGAACUUGCUGAACAACACCAUGCUAAUAGACUCGCCGCCUUCAUAACGCGCCACUUGUCCGUCAACUUCAACGAGAUUGAUGCCUUCCACAAGGAGCAAUUCCUCGAGCUCGCGGAGGCGAAACGAGUGAUUAUCGAGAAGGAGAGAUGGCCGCCGACCUGGUACAUGAAGGAGCGCGAUUUGUACGAGCGAACGAUAAAGAGCAUCAAAAACAGAGAAUCACACAAGCGCUCGUGA
Oikopleura dioica is the source of this 1293-nucleotide messenger RNA. Lineage: Eukaryota; Metazoa; Chordata; Appendicularia; Copelata; Oikopleuridae. The record is from the annotation of a GenBank genome assembly.